This is a messenger RNA of Lethenteron reissneri (Far Eastern brook lamprey), 1891 nucleotides long. Its product is annotated as putative histone-lysine N-methyltransferase PRDM6. NCBI's taxonomy places the organism in Eukaryota, Metazoa, Chordata, Hyperoartia, Petromyzontiformes, Petromyzontidae. The record is from RefSeq and is a predicted model, not a curated record. Gene Ontology annotation, molecular function: protein binding; histone methyltransferase activity. Gene Ontology annotation, biological process: regulation of gene expression. Gene Ontology annotation, cellular component: nucleus.
AGAGUCCUGCAGCUCACUCAAGGGGCAACGGCGACAUCGUCGGGACUAUGAAAAAUAAGAAUCGGUUUUACUCUUUAUGGGAAUGAAACAGGAGGUGUUAAGAUGUUCAAACACCAGAUAGAUUAUAGCUUUUGCAAGGAAUCAGGUUACUGCAUUAACCACGCGUACUGAACACGCAAACAAACACUCUCUGAUAACAUUUAAUCAUUGUCUUUGAUACUGAUUGGUCUACCCCAGAGACAGCCUUCUUCAUGGCCUAGUCUCACCAGUGUCAGACCAGAGAACAACACCAAAAGGCGACCAGUACAAAGACAAUGCAGUGUCAAGAGCAUUUAUAGCUCGGGGUGAGUAGCUAUAUCAUUGGACCUUUUUGCCAGAAUCAAAGUAUAAAAAAUAGGAAUCGGUUUUACCCUUUCUGGCAAUAAAACAGGAGCUGUUAAGAUGUUCACACACCAAAUAGAUGAUUCCUUUUUGCAAGGAAUCAAGUUACUGCAUUAACCACGCGUACUUGUGUUGAACACGCAAACAAACACGCUCUGAUAGUAAUCACAUCGUCAGGACUGUGUUACGAGGACCCGGUGUGUUGCUAUGCUGCACGGGUGUACUGCCAAUACGUACAAAUAACAAUGACCGACUGCCUCCUUGCGCAGGGAUGAACCCGGCCCAGCCCGAGUUCAUGCGCGCACGCGGCAAGCGCAGGGCGAGGGGGAAUAGAGCGGAGUGCGGGCGGUCGAGCGACUCCGACGAGGAGUGGACGGGGAGGAGGAAGAGGAAGGAGGUGGCGAUGCACGGAGGACGAAGAGGCAAACGAGGAGGCAAGGGGGCUGCUUCACGCUGGGCCACCGUGGGAGAGUCUCACGCGAGGGCAGCUUCCAGCAAGCGCAAGACUAAAGCGGAAGCCCUGGAGUACGUGUGGAGCAUCUUGCAGGGCGUGGAGGAGGAGGAGCAGCAGGAGGAGGAGUUCAGGGGAUUUGAGCUGAGGGAGGUGCACAAGGCCAGGAUGGCGAUGUUCAGGCUGGAGCGCAGAGCCACCGCCUGCAAGGAGGCCCUGAGGGUGGCGCUCCAGAGGAUACGUGGAGGCUCCUCCGUGCCGCCGGCCUCCGCCCAGGCUGUGGCGGUGUCGCGCAGCGCUCGCUCUCGCUACGGCCUGCGCCCGCGCGAGAGGAAAGUCUACACAGAGGUGGAGGAGCCCCAGGACGACGACUUCUUCUUCUGCGAGCUGUGCAGGGAUUUCUACCUGGGGGAGUGCUCCGUGCACGGCCCGCCAGAGUUCAUUGCAGACGCGGCCGUGGCCCCGGGAGUGGCCAACAGGGCCCGGCUCAGCCUGCCCCAGGGCCUCACCGUCGGCGCCUCCUCCAUCGCCGGCGCCGGCCUCGGGGUGUGGAGCAACAGGAAGAAGCUGCCCAAGGGGGUGAUGUUUGGGCCCUACCAGGGAGAGGUGUCUGAGGAGAACCCCGUGAGCGAGUACUGCUGGCUGGUGAGCUGCUGCUGCUACUGCUGCAGCCUCCUCCUAUUCCUACAUCAUCAUCGUGUGUGUGGAGAGGAGGCUCGUGAAAUUUACAAAAACAAAAAGGAUCGUGAAUAUGUUGAUGCUCAGGAUGAAUCUAAAUCAAACUGGAUGAGGUUCGUCAACUGCGCGAGGAAUGAGCAGGAGCAGAACCUGGUGGCCUUCCAGCACCGGGGGCAGAUUUACUACCGCACAUUCCGUGCCGUGGGGCCCGGCUCUGAGCUGCUGGUCUGGUACGGCGAGGAGUUCGCCCAGGAGCUGGGCAUCGCCUGCGAGGCCGGGCCCUCGCGACGCCGCAGCAGCAGCAGCAGCGAGAUGGCUCCUAGGGCCACCGCCAGAGACCUGCAGCCCGUGCAGGCCUCCACCAAGCGAGGAACACCGUGA